This is a messenger RNA of Dioscorea cayenensis subsp. rotundata (Guinea yam), 252 nucleotides long. Its product is annotated as 40S ribosomal protein S5-like. Bases 1 to 252 code for a protein of 83 amino acids. NCBI's taxonomy places the organism in Eukaryota, Viridiplantae, Streptophyta, Magnoliopsida, Dioscoreales, Dioscoreaceae. The transcript has 2 exons. The record is from RefSeq and is a predicted model, not a curated record.
AUGCAUGGUCGUAACAAUGGCGAGAAACUGAUUGUCAAACAUGCCAGAAGGUUUACUCAAGUUAUUGUUGAUGUUGUUAUUAACAUUGAACCUAGAGAAGAUGCAACUCGAAUUGGUUUCGACUGGUGUGGUGAGAUGUCAAGCUGUGGAUAUCUCUCCAUUGAGGAGAGUGAACCAGGCACAAAGGGCUUUUCCAACAAUUAUGCAAUCAAGAAGGAUGAGAUUGAACGAGUUGCCAAGGCAAAUCACUGA